AAAAGAGAGUAGAAAUUGUGCAAUUGCACUUGGCAAAGAAAGAAGAGAGAGAGAGAGGGGGAGAGAGAGAGAGAGGCGCAACCCACCUUCACUAGUUCUCAAAGUGGCAUCAUCACCCAUUUGCACCAAGAUCGCAACAACGACACUUGACACACCAAUUCUUCGAUACGAGGUUUCUCUGUUCAGUCAUCAAUUCUCAUCUAUAAGGCCUGUGCUAAAAUCCAGGACGCAGUUGCUUGAUUAAUUUCCAAGACUUCAUCUAGCUGUUUUAAUUUUGAAGAAUAAGAAGAAUGCAAUUGACUAGUACAUUUAUUUUUUCGGUUUGAGUGGCUGUAUUAUAUGGUUUUAGGCCUUGUGAGUGUAAACAGCAUGGAGGAUAUUCAAUUGGAUAUUAAUUGGGACGAUCUCGUCUGUCCUAUAUGCUUGGACUUUCCUCAUAAUUGUGUGCUCCUUCAGUGUUCGUCAUAUGAUAAAGGAUGUCGUCCUUUUGUUUGUGACACAAAUCAAUUGCACUCAAAUUGUUUGGAUCGUUUUAAAAAUGCAUGUGGCAUGCCGUCCUCUCCAGUGUCUGAUGCAGUCUCGACUGAUAAUAGUGAGCCUGUGGCAUCAGAUGAUCAAUGCAAUCUAACUUGCCCCUUGUGUAGAGGUGAGGUUUCUGGGUGGAUUGUUGUUGAUAAAGCUCGCUCUCAUCUUGAUGAGAAGAAGCGUUGUUGUGAUGAGGUGGGAUGUAAAUUCAUGGGAAGCUACCUGGAGCUACAAAAUCAUGCUCAACUUGAACACCCUCAUUCACGCCCAUCAAAAAUUGAUCCUGCCCGGCAGCUUGAUUGGGAGAAUUUUCAGCAGUCCUCUGAGAUUAUUGAUGUUUUGAGCACUAUUCAUUCAGAAAUACCACGGGGGGUGGUUUUGGGUGAUUAUGUGAUUGAAUAUGGUGAUGAUGAUGCAAGAGAUGAGUUUGAGGACUUCCCUGGUGUUGAGGGCAACUGGUGGACCUCUUGUAUUCUGUACUUUGACAACUUCAGAAGUUCCAGAAAUAGGAGGACAAGAGUUGGUCAUGCAAGAAGGGGUAAUCGCCGCUUAAGUUAUGAUAGGUCAAAUUCAAAUUCUGAUGAAGGUUCUGUGGCAUCAGUGGAGUAUGCAGAUUAUAGGAUAGAAGAGACUGAUGAUGAGUUUGUUAGUACAAGUGGCUCUUCAAGGGGUAGUAGUGGUUAUCGAAGGUCCCAGAGACGCCGCUCCCGCUUUUAUGACAAUUAGGCAGUUUAUAUGCAUUAAAGGGAGGCAAUAGUCAAGAGACGUAGAAAACAGUGUGACAGCUUGUCUUUCACCAUGCAAAGAUUACAUUUAGCUCAUCUAUUGCUUUCGCAGGGAGAUGUGGUGAUUGGAAUUGGUAGACUUAGUAAAUUUGACAGCUCCAUCUGGUCACAUACUCAGUUUCUUUUAUGCUUAGCUUUAAAAUCACAUUUUGUCUUAAUCCAAGUAAUUGUGCUAGCCAUUGGAAGCCUGUUAAUUUCCUCAUGGGCAACCACUGUGAUUUCGCUAGCAUUCUGCUGCUUCACUAUGGAAUAAUGAUUUUUUCUUUUUAUCAUACUAUCCCUGUACAUAUAGGAUAUAACUAAUUGAUUGUGAAAUGUUAGAAUAACUCUAAGGAUGCAGUUUCUAGUCCCUGAAAAUUUAUUAUAUAUUUCUCCAUUUACUGAUAAUAGCCCACGGUCUUCAUAUAUGAGCAUUUACAAAAAAAUUUACAUUCGU
Molecule: messenger RNA, 1746 nt
Organism: Abrus precatorius (Indian licorice)
Lineage: Eukaryota; Viridiplantae; Streptophyta; Magnoliopsida; Fabales; Fabaceae
Exons: 4
Coding region: 340-1251 (303 amino acids)
Source: RefSeq, a predicted model, not a curated record